Messenger RNA from Glossina fuscipes, 647 nucleotides. Its product is annotated as glycine-rich selenoprotein-like. The record is from RefSeq and is a predicted model, not a curated record. The transcript is spliced from 3 exons. Lineage: Eukaryota; Metazoa; Arthropoda; Insecta; Diptera; Glossinidae. Bases 134 to 418 code for a protein of 94 amino acids. Gene Ontology annotation, biological process: calcium ion transport; endoplasmic reticulum calcium ion homeostasis. Gene Ontology annotation, cellular component: Golgi apparatus; endoplasmic reticulum membrane.
UUACAACCAUGUGCUUUUUUGUAGGAGCUGUGUGUCAGCCACGUAAGAUUAAAAUUAACAAUUUCUUAAUUCAUUCUGGUUGUAAAUUAUAAAAAUUCGUGGUGAAUCAUAAAAAAUAUUACGCCAUUUAAUAAUGGUGUAUAUAGACCGAAAUGGUCGCGUCUGUGAAAGCCGACCUUGGGAUUUGAGCCGCAUAAUUGACAUCUUUACCGGUCUGUGGUUUGUAAUAGUCCAUUACUUUCAAACUUUAGUUGCUCCCUUUGUGCCUCGACGGGAUAGUGUACGACGGAAUACAGGUUGGGGUUCGGGUGGUGGAGGAGGUGGAGGUGGUGGGGGUGGUAAUGGAGGUUUACGUCCCAAUCGUCGCAUAGGCCGUAUAACUAAUACUAUGGAUUGCAAUAUACCUGGGGGCGGGUGAUCUCGAUAAAGUGUCCAAGCACCCCAAGUUAUGCAAGCAAUGUUAUUUACGAACAACACCAAAAUACUCCACAUUAACAUUGCCGACAGCUUGGACACUGCAGAAAAGUUAAAUACUUUUUCUUAAGCAACUUUCCAUUUUGACAGCUUGCUGCCCGUAUGACGAGACACUUGUAAACUCCUAAAAAGAGGGAAGUGUUUCUGACAUUUUUAAUGGAAGGCUUGCUUAA